AUGAGCAACCCGAAGACCACAAGGGAGUUGGUCGGAGCCGUCGAGCUGGCGGAAGCCUCAUUCGCCCGGGACGCAGGAGAGAGAGAGAGGAUGGCACCCCGGAGGGGCAGGCGACCGCCGGAGAGUACCCCCCGACCAGAGAGCAGGCCGGCGGCCCCCGACCCCGUGGACGAGCCGAUGCCCACCGAACAGCCGUUCCCCGGCGCCCGGGCGUGGAUGGCGGGAUGUGCCGUCCACCAGAGCGUGCCACGGGGAGCCCCAACAAGGGUUAUUCAAGUGGGGAAAAGAACCUACCGGGCACUCCUCGACUCAGGCAGCGCGAUCACAUUGGUUCAGCCGGCCGUGGUCCGGCCGCUGCCCGAGAGCAAGGCGACUGUUCCCAUCACCUGUAUCAACGGCGACACCCAGUACGUAGCGUCUCGACGAGUAGCCAUCACCGCAGAGCCAGGGACUUGGCAGGUGGAGGUGGGCAUCGUCCCGGACCUCCCGGUGCCGGUGGUACUUGGCCGGGAUUGGCCCGGAUUCGAGCGCCUCUUGGCCACCACAGUACGGGAGGUGCGGAACGGAGGGUGCCGCCGAAGACGUCGUGGGCCAAAACCCCGAGACCAGCAGCAGUCCCUACUGGCCACCGGAAGCGACCGAGAGGGUGAGUGCCACCGUCCCCCUCCUAACGUGUUUUUGGAUUUGUUCCAGCAGGUCCGAGUCCUGGAUGGGAAAGAUCGACUCCCCACGCCUCACCCUCUUCCCCACUUCGUGGUCAAGAACGGCCUGCUCUACUGUGUCGCGGAGCGGCGGGGGGAGGUUAAACAUCUCUUAGUGGUGCCGAGGACCAAGACGGAAGCUGUGCUCGAGCUAGCCCACUCCCAUCCAAUGGCCGGCCACCUGGGAGCUCAGAACACAUUGCAACGGAUCCGAGACAGGUUCCACUGGCCAGGGAUCGACAGGGACGUCAAGGGUUUUUGCCAGAGUUGUCCUACAUGCCAGCGGAAAUCGCCUCGGCACCCACCCCCCAGCCCACUGAUUCCGAUGCCCAUCAUCGAGGUACCCUUCGGCCGGAUCGGCAUGGACCUGGUAGGGCCAUUGCCGAAGUCCGCCCGAGGUCAUGAACAUAUCCUGGUCAUUGUGGAUUACGCGACGAGAUACCCAGAAGCCAUCCCACUCCGGAAAGCAACGGCCAAAAACAUCGCCAAGGAGUUAUUCCUGAUGUUCAGCCGGGUGGGUAUCCCCGCUGAGAUCCUGACGGACCAGGGCACUCCUUUCAUGUCCCGGAUGAUGAACGACCUCUGCCAGCUUUUACGGAUCCAGCAGCUCCGAACGUCAGUGUACCAUCCUCAGACCGACGGGCUGGUCGAACGGUUCAACCAGACCCUGAAACGGAUGCUCCGCCGAGUGGUGACGGAAGACAGGCGAGACUGGGACCUCCUGCUGCCCUACGUCCUCUUCGGAAUUCGGGAAGUUCCCCAGGCAUCCACAGGAUUCACCCCGUUUGAACUGCUGUUAGGGCGGCAGCCACGGGGACUACUGGAUAUCGCCCGAGAAGCGUGGGAGCAGCAGCCUGCACCGCACCAGACGGUGAUCGAACACGUCAGGGAGAUGCGUGAGAGGAUCGACCGGGUGAUGCCUCUGGUGCAACAACACCUGGCGGAGGCCCAGCGCGCCCAACAGAGGUCGUAUGACCGGCCCAACCAGGCCAGAGAAUUCCAACCCGGGGAUCGGGUACUUGUCCUCGUGCCCACUUCCACGUCGAAGUUCCUGGCGUCCUGGCAAGGGCCUUACACCGUCGUGGAGAGGGUAGGGCUGGUCACAUACCGACUCCGUCAGCCGGGACGAAGGAAGGAGGAAAAGGUAUAUCACAUCAACCUACUCAAGAAGUGGACCGCGCCUCGGGAGCAGAUGGCUGCCUUCGCCCAGGAAGCCGAACCAGUUGUGGACCUAGGAAAGCAGCUGUCGGCUCCCCAGAAAACGGAGCUGGAGGCCCUGAUCCGUCAAUACCGGGAUGUGUUCACGGAGAGCCCGGGGAGGACUCAGGUCAUCCAACACGAGAUUCACACGGCCCCGGGAGUCGUCGUGCGGCAACGGCCCUACCGCGUACCGGAAGCCCGUCGGAAGGCUAUCGAAGAGGAGGUACAACGGAUGCUUCAACUAGGGGUCAUCGAAGUUUCCCGUAGCCCGUGGUCCAGCCCAAUCGUGAUGGUCCCAAAGCAAGACGGCACCCUCCGGUUCUGUAAUGACUACCGCAAGCUAAAUGAGGUCUCUUCGUUUGAUGGCUACCCCAUGCCACGGGUGGACGAGCUGCUCGACCGCCUCGGUAGGGCUCGGUACAUUUCGACACUAGACCUCACCAAAGGUUAUUGGCAAGUACCUCUAGCAGCUGACGCCAAGGAGAAGACCGCCUUCAGCACCCCCAACGGUCACUGGCAGUACCGAGUCCUACCGUUUGGCCUACACGGAGCCCCCGCGACAAUCCAAAGAAUGAUGAACAUUAUACUCCGGCCCCACCAGCAAUACGCCGCAGCCUAUAUUGACGAUGUGGUAAUCCAUGCAGAAAGCUGGGAAGCACACCUCGAACGGCUCCGGAGGGUGUUCGACGAGCUGCGUCGGGCUGGACUCACAGCCAACCCCAAGAAGUGCCACCUGGGUCUUUCUGAAGCCAAGUUCCUGGGGUAUCAGAUCGGCCGGGGACUCAUCAGGCCGCAAGAGAAGAAAGUGGAGGCUGUAAGAUCGGCGGCCCGGCCGACGACCAAGACCCAGGUACGAGCAUUUCUGGGGUUGGCGGGCUACUACCGUUGCUUCAUUCCACACUUCUCUUCGAUAGCCAGCCCCCUGACAGACCUGACGAAGAAGGGACAACCUGAGACCCUGGUCUGGACGGCCAAGGCAGAGGCCGCAUUCCGGGACCUGAAGCGAGCCCUCACCUCAUCCCCAGUCCUGUAUGCCCCGGACUUCGGCUGUCAGUUCAUCCUACAGACAGACGCCUCCGAUACGGGGCUGGGGGCUGUCCUAUCGCAGGUCCUGGAAGGGGAGGAACAUCCAGUCACAUAUAUAAGCCGUAAGCUAUCCCCUGCCGAGACCCGAUACGCCGCCGUGGAGAAAGAGGCCCUGGCCGUGAAGUGGGCAGUCCUGGAGCUGCGCUACUACCUUCUGGGCCGAAGCUUCACGCUUAUCACAGACCACGCACCCCUGCAGUGGAUGGCCCGCGCGAAAGACACCAACGCCCGGGUGACGCGCUGGUUCCUCGCGCUCCAGGACUUCCACUUCACAGUGCAACAUCGUGCUGGGGCCUCAAACGGCAACGCGGACGGCCUGUCUCGGAUGUGGUGUGGCUGGGCAGGUCUGUCAGGCGACACUUCCCUCCCACCCCUUCUAGCGCCCCUAGGAAACCACAGGAGCCACCGGGACACCAGGUCGACGCUUGGGGGGGGGGAGUGUGACGGGGGUACAGGUCCAGGAUCAGCGUCACCUGGGAAACGGCCCGGCAGCUAA
Molecule: messenger RNA, 3483 nt
Organism: Triplophysa rosa
Lineage: Eukaryota; Metazoa; Chordata; Actinopteri; Cypriniformes; Nemacheilidae
Exons: 2
Coding region: 1-3483 (1160 amino acids)
Biological process (GO): DNA integration; proteolysis
Molecular function (GO): nucleic acid binding; aspartic-type endopeptidase activity
Source: RefSeq, a predicted model, not a curated record